ACGUCAUGGGUCAAUAGAAUGCAAAUAAAUUUAGGCCUGAUAAAUAAAGGCGCCUUCUGACAAGCAAAUCAAUCGGCUUUCCACACUCCAAGUUUAAUCAGUGUAUUGCUCCUCAUAUAACGCGGCCAGGAGCCCAUUUCGCCUUGAAAUUGAACCAAUCACCGUGUGAUUCAUUUGACUGAUUUGAUUGUGCUUUUCAUUCCACAUGAGUUGUUGUUUUGUUUAAUGUGAGUUGUUAGGACGUGAUAUUGUGCGUUAUUCGGUGUAGAAAGAUUACAUAAGUUCCGUAAAUGAGUAAAAUCGUUCUCCCAUACCUGUCACCUCACCACUUGCGGUGAUAACAACAUAAAAGGUAGGGCUGAUUGCCCGAAUUUAAACAGAAUUGCUAUCUGAUCUCUUUCUGGCCCUGGAAUGCACACUUUUAGUGGAUAUUGAUUGUAACCGCUGUAUGCUAUUGGCUAUGGCCUCAGAUAAUAAUAAUUUUUGCUUUGUUAUGAGGCAUUAUCUUGUAUACUCUAGUGCAUUCAUGAGUCAUUUUUUAACCACUUUUGACACUUUGCCAAAGCAAAUUUUGAGAUAAAUCCUCCUGGUCAGAGUACAGGAAAUCGUACCUACCCUUCAAAGAGGGUUUCCAGCUUCCGUGCUUUUUUUGACAACGAGCCAGACAAUAAGCAUUAGGCGUGACGGUCAACAUAUAGCCACACACGUGACCUGUAAUGUUUUUUCAGUAUCAUAUUUUUAAAUUAUUUUUUAAUGACAGAUUGCACAGUCCCUGACGGUUUACAGCAGCUAGUCUCACACACGACACAGACGACAUAAGGAGCAGUCACUGAUCGAAGAUCUGUGGAUAAUGACAAAAUUUGCGCUAAAUGAACUUGGAAGAUACAUCGUUGCAGUAAGUAUGGGGCACUCUGAUUCAACACUAUUCAGCGUGCGUACCAGCCGGCGUACCUCGGUUGCCAACUAGAUUAGCAAUUUCCUGACUCGAAGGACAAUUUACAAUUCAUUUUGGCUAUUAAACUCAAUUUUAAAAUCCUUAAUUUUAUUUUUGUAGGUAGCUAUCUUAUUGCACGGAGUAAUGAUUUAAAAUCUCUUUGUCACAGAAUGGCAUAUGAAGGCAUAAUCUGAUACUGCAGGAGGCAAUAGGUCGAACGCCCUCUUUGUUUUUCGUCUUUUAUUUCAUGCAGAGUUUGACCACGUAUUUUACUGCUCUUUUUGAUGAUUAAACUGGAGAGUAAACAGUGAAUAUGUGCUGAAUUAUUGCGUAAAACCCUAGAGCGAUCAAUAUCAUUAUAAUCUUUCGUUCCUCUAGUAGUUUCGGAUUUAAAUUAUAACGAACGUAAGUCCGCUUUCAAUGUGGCCUUCAUUUAAAACUACUCUCUUAGCUUAAGACAUGUUAAGACACCACAGUGUGAACCAUAAAAGCAUUCCUUUCCCAGACGCAGCUUGGCAGGGAAUGAAGGAACUGUUAUGCGUUUUUUAAAUACGCUUUUCGCUUUUAUUCACUGCCCAUAUAUGAAGAAACUACAAAGGACUUGUUAUACUAUUGUUACUUGUCUGCGACGCUAUUCAUGAUCUGUUCAGGGGACAUCAUGGGGACCAAGGCACAGAUAUCCCUGAGUGGAGGUUGGCUGGGGUUUGUUAAUAAUUCACCAACAAAUAAUAUAUGUAACUUUUUUAUUCAGCCUUGGAAUCUGCUGCAGUUGUUAUUUCAAGCAGCUACAUAAUGUAUUAAAAUCAUAUACAUAUCUCUGCGAUAUUUUGUAUUGUAUUCCCACAAGUGCAGUAUAUCAAUUGACCAGUCCAGAAAUGCCAUAACAUACCGUAAUGCUCUUUGUUUGUCACUCCAAAAUAUUGCAUAAGCAUUUGGCCCCAAGAGAAAAUGAAAACAAUGCUUAUGCAAAAUUUGGGGUGACAAACAAAGAGCAUUAUGGUAUGUUAUGGUAUUUUUUGGAGGGGUCCAUUGAAGUGAGAUAGUUUACCGUUAUGUUGUGAAAGCUGUCGUCAUUGUGACGAGUGCACACUUGAGCGUAACAAUGAUUUUUGUAGUCAGACAGUUUUAAGCUGAGGAGACUCCUCUGAAUUCUGGACCUAGAAAUAGGGUCCCUUUCCCCGCCUGAAUACUGGUGUCCUUUCAAUUGAGGUAACAGAUACAAUGAUUAUGUGAACAUUUGUUUUUGCGCACCAAAUUUUGUGUCCCGUCAAUGUAAGUGUCCCCUGAGGCAGGAGGUGUCCCAAAGAGGAGGUUCCGGUGUAUCUCAACUUAACCUGCCAUGGGUGUUUGUUUUUUAAGAGCAGGAAAAACGCUUUCCUACAUUCUAAAUACAAUUUGAUAAUAAAUGAUGGGUUACGCUAUUUGAUAAAAUAACUAAAGGUAGUACGCGCGUUCUGAUUGGUUAAAAACCUAUGGUUUAUUGUGGCGGUAAACUCAUAGAAAUCUGAAACACGACUCCCUUUUACUCAGUUAUUUUAUUCAAGCAAUAGACCACAUGGGUUUACCGGAGUGAUAACCCACGCGGGAUGUUGGGAGAACACGAGAAAUGCUUGUAAAUCACGAGCCGAAGGCGAGCGAUUAGGUUUCUCACUCAGAAUCACGUCCCUAUUUAGUCUUAGUGUUCUUAUGACAGCGUAUUUUUGCAUUUGAUUUUGUAGCUGGCAUGGAUGACAAUCAACACAUACUUAUUUGUAAGCAGUUUCAUAGACCUUAAUACCGCGAAAAAAAACUUUUACCUUCGAGUUAUUGUCAAGGUAAGUGCUUUUUGUAUUCACCAUCUAAUAGAGAUCAUGCAGUGUUCACUUAUGGAAAAAUCUAGAUUCGAAUCAGAUCUGGGAACCCCGUGGUUUGUUUUUGGAACAACAGGAUCUGAAUGUCUUUCUUAAGACUUCCGCCUCUGAUCUUAACAUUCCAGAGUAGCGCUUACCCUUCUUUUGUGUUGUUUCACAAAUUCUGUUAUUUAAACGGAAGAAUCGACAGAGAUACCACUACCAAUACAUUCUGUAGCGAGCACCGAUUGAAAUGUAGUGGUUUUCCUUUUACUUUAUUCUAACAGGAUGGUUUGGCUUGGGCUCGUGCGUCUGCCGCUGUGCUAAAUUUCAACUGCAUGCUGAUUCUUUUGACCAUGUGUAGAAAUCUUCUCUCAUCUAUUAGAGGCCUGGGGGUGAGUGAUACUGAGCAGUGAUAUCAGUGAUAACAUAAACUUUGUUUGAUCGUAAAUGAUAUCAAAACUCUGCAAGAUGAGAAAACAAUUUUUUUUUUAUAGAGGACUUCAUUGUUACCGAAUCUAUACGGAUUCAAAAGCGAGUAAUCAUCCUCUAUUGAAUUCAGAUUCCUUUCUCGGAAGCAUGUUUCUUAGUGCUCGAUAGUUGAACCAAUAUACAGUCGGCUUUAGCUCCGGAUAUUAUAGUCCAUCGUGGACUAGCCUUAACAAUGCUUCGCUCCCCAUAGCUCUAUUUUGUUAAAAACGAAGGAAGAAUUGCCUGGUCGCCAAAAUUUAGUUCCAGUAUGAUUUAGAUUUUAUUGUUGAGAACUUGUCCAGCUGGAGGUUGCAGAUUUGCCAAGAUUAAAGGAAACUGAAAGUUGUUCAGCCGUCAAUGAAACAUUUACGUUUCAAUAAUAUGUAGAUGGCAGAGAGUGAAAUUGCUAGAAGAACAAUUAGUAUCAAGUUAUGUAUAUUUAACUAAAAAAAGUUUUUUCUGUUUGUUACGUUGAUUGUAGUGUGGGCACAGUGUUUUGCGUUUACUGGACAAGCACGUCACUUUCCACAAGUAUAUUGCAUAUAUGAUAUGUCUUCAAACAGGUUUGUACGACACUACGAAGCCAACAUUGAUGUAAUAUAUCAAACAUGAGACGCAGUGUUUCAUCACCAGAUGAAACACCGAGAAGAGAGUUGAAAAUACGACGCGCAGCGGAGUAUUUUUGGCGAACUUCGAGGUUUUUCAUCUGGUGAUGAAACACUGACUCAAACAAAAUCAUUUGUGAAGGAGAAAUUAAGGAUGCAAAAAUGAGCAGUUUUUCAUCUGAUAUCCAAACACUCAUUAAACAUUAAUUUCCUUUGAAUUUUCUUUAUGAAUUAUUAAUGAGUUUGAGAAUGAUAGUUCCAAAAUUUUGUUUCAUCCAACCCCCUACGGUGGCCAACCAACUUAAUCAACUUAGUUGAAACAUUUUUUUAUUUUUUGUUUUUGAAAUUUUACUGCUCUACCGAUGCAACAGCAGAUUUUUCUUGGAAACUAACCCGUUCAUUUGCCAGGUGAUUUACUGAUUGAGUAGAGAGUUAAGUUAAUAUAGUUAGCUGGUUUAUAGAGGCUGCGUGCUGGCAUUGUCAGUUCCCGGGCUGAUCAUGAAACAUCAUUAAUUCUUGUCCACAGCUAUCCAUAUAGUAGCUCAUGUUUUCAACGUGGAGUUUUUCAUUUCAUCAUACGAGAGCGAUGAUCUUCUUGUCCAGAGGUUGAACAUGUUUGAAGAUAGUGUUAACGAUACUUAUCUUAACCCCAUAAGAGAGCCAAACGCGGUAAGUAAGACGUUCUUAUUCUUACUCACUCAGUGUACUGGUGAUCGCUGUAGUCCGCCUGACGUACCUUAUUGCUUGUUUGUUUGUUCUUUUUUGUGGUACUCAUACUUACUGUCGUUUGAAUUUAAAAAGUUUUUACUGACUUUUCGUUAGGUUCCAGUUGUGGUGCUGUGGAAACUUGGUAGGGUUCUUUUAUUUAGUUGUUUUGACAUUAAUUACAAAGUAGAGGCAAAGGACACUGCUUCCGUUGUUUAACCUUGCCUACAAGUUCUUUUUUUUCCUCAAAUACGAGACGCACAUUAUAAUUUUUAUGUCUCUAAACAAGUUUUUGUAUUGUUACAAGAGAAUGAACUCAGUGGUUUUGUGGCGUCUGUUAUAUUUUUUUCGUUGGGAGUGGUCGGAGAAGGGCGCUUUUUUUCAGCGUUUUAUUACAAGAACGGGAAAGAAGAUCAACUCCUCAUACUUUCCUUUCAAUAUAUUUCGGCAGUUAUUAUUUUGGACAUAGAGUUUUAUUAAUGGUUAGCCCUUUCAUGUCGACUCGGGACUCAAAUAUUUUUGAGGAGUGUUCCGUUCUUCAUAAAAGAUGCGGCAAUAAGCUGACGCUUAUUGAAAGAAAAAAAAUCUAGUCAACUCGCUUUUUAAAAUCUGGUCUAUCUGAAUUUAUUUGCGGCCCCAGAAAACUGAUUAUUUUUUCUUGUUGUUGCACAAUUACUCUUUAUCUUGACUUAGCGAUAGGUCUAGCUUGACAAGGACUCUUAGUGGACGAGUAAAUUGAUUAAAUGUUCCAUUUACAUUUCAGCUUCUGGUGUAACGGGAGCUGUGAUCACUCUUUGCCUUAUUUUGAUGGUAUGUAUGAAAAUGUUCUGCAGUUAAAGUAAAGCAUGUACCGGCUACAACCAAAUAUUUAAUUGGCUCACAUAACCGUUAUAAUUCCCCCAGUACCCAAACUCUCACAUGUUUAUUUUGAGCGUAACCGCGUGUCACUUGUAAAUCUUACACAUGGUGAAUAUUGCAGUAGCGAAGCGAAAAACUGUACAAUCAGUUUAUCAGAAUCCUAUUACUUAAUAUACACUUCUUUAGCUUAUCUUGAGAUUGACUGCGUUUUUCACGUGGAUAUGAACGAAUAAUUUACAUGACACACGUUGGGAAACAAAACAUCAAGCUAAACACAAAAAAUCCGUUAUUAGAUCAGAUUGGCUAAAAGACAGCGUACCACAUCUCAUCACUCUAGCUGGUUUCGUGCUACUUUGGCUUGCGCGAUAUUAAAUGACUCCAUCAAAGGGAAGAGUGUUGUUCUUUGAGGAAAUCAUUAUUUUAAAAACCCAGGCUGGUGCAGCGGUAUUGUUAUAAUUUCCGAUUGUUUUGUUGUUGAUAUGUCUUACGAUACAUCUCAAUAGGUAGGGUACGUCAAAAACUAGACGUCAAUAAGACUAAGUAUUUAAUAAAUGGUUCCUUAAAUGAAAAGUAACGCCUGUUACGCUGGAUUGUAGAAGACUGAUUGGUGUUUAAAGCCGUCACGAAUGUUGGAUUUUGUUCGUUCCAACUUUUCCAAUAACAAAUAUAGAAAAAGAGAGGCGGCCCCCCAAAAAUGAAGCGGGCGGGAACGAGAAACAUGUAGUUUUUUUUUUAACUUGGCACAAAAAUAAAAUUACUCUGUAAAGUUCAUGAAGGUCAUAAAGUUGUCGCGUUAAACUGGUUAUGGGCCAUUAACACUCUCCAAUCAGUCAAUGAGCUUUUUCAUACAAGCACAACUGGAAAAUAUCACGAAAAUGCACUCGAUCUCUAAGCGGGUAGACCGGGAAACUAAUGAACCGGCAAACAGAAAGUUGCACUGUCGUCUUUUAAUUAACCUAAUCUAGCCACGUUCAAACAAAGUAACAUUGAACCUACAAAAGUUUGUGUCCCGUAAUUCUCAGGGAAGAGUUAAAAAUCUGUUAGUAUGUUUAUUUUAUACACAUCAGUCACAUUUCGUAACCUUGAGCGACCGUGCUAAUCAUGAGACCUUACCAAACGAGUGUUGCCUUUGGGAUUAGAAGUACAAAUUGAGAUUGUUUUACCAGGCAUGACANGCAAACAGAAAGUUGCACUGUCGUCUUUUAAUUAACCUAAUCUAGCCACGUUCAAACAAAGUAACAUUGAACCUACAAAAGUUUGUGUCCCGUAAUUCUCAGGGAAGAGUUAAAAAUCUGUUAGUAUGUUUAUUUUAUACACAUCAGUCACAUUUCGUAACCUUGAGCGACCGUGCUAAUCAUGAGACCUUACCAAACGAGUGUUGCCUUUGGGAUUAGAAGUACAAAUUGAGAUUGUUUUACCAGGCAUGACAGGCAUGUAUUACGUAGAUUUGCUUGUCUCGUUCACUGUGUGACGCCAAAAGGGGCCGAAUUUACGGCAGACAUCUGUUCUUUAAAAGUAUGUUAUGUUUAUUGUCAAACACUUUUAUCAUAAGCCCGUGGCUCGGGGGAUUGGGAGACCACCCCCUGUGUAUCUGACAUUAAAUAAAUUAUCUUAUCUUAUCUUAGGAUCCUUAACAAAAGUCUAUGUAAAUGUUUACAGUUUAGUACCCAUGUACGGUCAACUGGUCAGCCUUUGUGAAUGCCCUGCAGUGCGUUUAAAUACUGAAAUAAGUCAUUUCAUUUCAACUCUGCUUGCUCUCAUUCUUGAAUACCACUUACAUGUGUAACAUUGAUUCAUUCCCAUCACAAAGUUUUGAAUGCGAUCGAGCAUUGCUUUCCUAAUUCAGUUGAAAAUUGACCGAAUUGACUGGAUUAGAAGUCUUAAAGGACUUUUGAAUUAACCUAGGAAGGAUUCGCCCGAUCGCAUUUAAAGCUCCGUGAUCAGAAUAAACGCUUGGUUAGCUUGCCACCUAGUGAGCCGGUGAUAAGUGCUGUUUAAGCACGUCACCAAGUUCUGUAAAGGGUGUGAGACAGCGAAAAUUCAAGACCUAGUUCAGCAAAGGGCUAAUUGGAAAAAGUUAAGGGUUCAUUUUGCAUUCAUUGUUGUUGAUCACCUAAUGCACGAGAAAAUGUUUAACAAAUUCAACCACUGUGUAAUUUUAGAAAAAAAAGUCGAUAAAAGUGUUAUACCAUUAACCUAGUUUUUGAACCGAUGUCCCACUGUUUUCAUUAAAUUAUCUCAUGGUCCAUUGUCCUUGUUUCAGUUGUAGCCAUAACACACUUGCUCUUUAGGCGGCCGCCAUUUCCGACUGAGUUAUCUUUAGUCCCCGGCCUGUGUAGCCUCCCCGCAGACGUCCGUUGGGGUUCGUUUGUUGUCACGCAUUCAUUUCUCCCCACGGAGAGAGUCCGUGGGGAGAAAUGAAUGCGUGACAACAAACGAGCCCCUACGGACGUCUGCGGGGAGGCUACGGCCUGUGCUACUGCUGUGAUUUCCUUUACGUUCAGUGAAGAUUACUGGGGCAACCACCAUCGGUAAAUUCAACCAUGAUUCAGUCAUUAGAGAGAUAGUUCAAUUUCACAUCCAUACACCUCUUCACUAAACAUAUGGAGCACUUGCAAUUAGUUUGUAGCCGGCAAUGAACCGAAAACACUCAAUUUUUCAUAACUUACAGUUAUGCGUUUUAGACACUUGAAAAUUGGAUACGUGUAUAUAAAAAUAUUAAACAUGAAAUACCUUAUUUCUUUUAUUUGUUCUCAGGUUUCUUCAUCGACAGAACUUAUAAGGUACAUACUAAUUAUUUCAUCAGUGGUUCAGCUUUGUUAGCCUCGUUAGAAACUGAGAUGAGUUUUACUCUUGUUUUUGUUGGCUGUGUUGUAACCAAACCAAAAAUAAUAAGCAUAGAGUUAGCUCCUCAUUUCAAUCCAACGCUAGGUAUCCAGGCCAGCAUCUGUACUGAAAUCGCGAUGCGAAUCAGUGUAUCUUAAAAAUCAAUUGUGCUUGGCUUGUAUAACCUGUAAGAAAGAAUGGUUUGGAAUGGUGUUGAAACAGUAAAACUAUGUACUAAUCUCCAGUUGUUUUUCCUUAGGCGGUCAUAUUUUGAGGUUUUUUGGUACAGCCAUCACCUUUUUGUCAUCUUUUAUAUUGGACUGAUUCUUCAUGGUAUAGAGUAAGUAGUGAAGAUUAACAAAACGAAUCUUUUAAAUAUACAAAAAAAAGAAAAGAAAAAGAAAAAACGGCGAGUUUAUAGCUAUACUAUGCUUCGUGAAAUCCUGCAAAUUACAUACCAACGCCCACCCCUCAUUAAAACAUAAAAUGAGACUGGAUAUAACAUUUAACGACUUUUUUGGUAUCAAAAAACCGGAACGAUGGAAAGGAGAGUUUACCAUCUUGUUAUUGAGUAAUUUAAUACUGACUUAGAGAAUGCACAAGUUCUUUUGUUAGUAUUCACAUAUAAAACAUAUCAAAAACAAACAAAGGGACCGAAAAUCUGCAAAAAGCAUCCCCAAACUUUGUAGUUUACUUUUUUCUCGGUGGUGAAUCCACGACUCGUUUAUUAGGGAAUUCCAAACUUUCACCCUUCUUCACCGUUCACUUGUUUUCCAGUAAAUCUCAUUACACAUUACAGGCAAAUUUGUUGAUGUCCUUGAGCCAGCUCAGGAGUGUUCUAUACUAGCAAUCAGUUUCAAAGCUCUUUAGACCCGCAGCUAUUCAAAAUAGAUAAUGAUCUGAUAGCUUCAUUAACGGGGAUGGAGUGGCUUACAGUCCCGGAAGGGUCUCCUCCCUGGAUCCGUUACUGUUGCUUGCACAUGGCUUCUUAUUCAAGGCGUAACCAACAAGUCCCUGAUUUUGUGUUUUUUAGGGGUAUUGUCCGGUUUCAGUCAAACGUAGAAGACCAUGACCCAGAAGAGUGCUCCAAGAACGUGACCGAGUGGAGAAAUACACCUCAGUGCUCUACUCCUCCUCACUUUGUCCCCUUUGGAAUGAAUGUAAGUUUUAACUUCUAAUCAGAAUGUUCCAACACUGCCGCUCACUCUGCCGCUCCGUUAUUGAUCACUGCGCAUGCCCGCUUAUUCGUCUUAUUCAUGUUUCGUUUUACUUUGCAGACGUGGAAGUGGGUGGUUGGGCCUAUUUUCUUGUACCUCAUCGAAAGAUUUAUCAGGUUUUAUCGCUCAUUCCAGGCGGUUAAAAUAAUAAAGGUAAGAUAUUAGCCACUUGCCUGCAGUAUUAAAAGGAUUUGUGUCUUUACCGCUUUACAGCUGGUUUUGUGACUCUUGCCUAACUUUUCUCCUUUCGCUUUGUUUCGCUACUGUAACAAAUUUCCUUUCAUCCGUAAAGUAAACUAUUCUGUAAUAAAUAAUGUAAAGUUUAGAUACAAGACCAGUGCACUGAAAAAAACGGUGUACGAUCAUCAGUCUUGCUCAAUGUCGGAUCAAAAAGGAUCGCGAUCAGUCAAAAGUACUAAAAAGAGUACAUUUUUGUACAAAAGACAACUGCAAGGACUGAUCAAACAAAGUGAAGAGACGGUAGUUACAAUGAUUUCGCCGGAAUGGCCAAUAUAGAUAAGAAUACCAGUAUUCAUCAGGUUUCUUAGGAAGAUCACGAAUUUACAGAUGCAUGGAAGUGACGUAGUAUGGAUUUCACGCUACUUAAAAAAAAUAACGUGAGGUAAAGUGGAAUUUAGUGUGGCGAGAUGAAUCGAAAAGAGAGACUGAAAAUGCGGCAAGAGUGAAAAAGAAAACCUCGAAGACAUAAACAACGAAGUUAACAUAGUUAUGUAUCUGUUGUGACUGGUAUAGGUUGUUAAUCAUCCCUCUAAAGUUAUUGAAAUACAAAUGAAAAAGGCUGGAUUUCAUCACGAGGCUGGACAGGUAUGAUCUUUUCAGUUUCUCAUACUUUCAUUGAUUACCAGUCUAUAAGUUAGAAGAGUAGAAUUCUCCACCAGUUUCUUCAUUAUUUUAUUCUAUUCUGUUCAUUCAAUAAAGAAGCAACAAUAAUGUUGACGGUCUUAUGGUUUUUUGUUUUAGUACAUAUUCCUGAAGUGUCCAAAGCUUUCUCAUUUAGAAUGGCAUCCUUUCACCCUUACAUCGGUAAGUCGCGGACAGUAAGUUGCCUGAUGACUAAAGAGACUUUACACUAGUAAGCUUUCACUACUGCCACGGUUGCACAUCAUCAGCAACAAGAACAUAAUUUUUGUAGAAGGCACGUUUUUGGGCCUACAGGUAUUUAGUUAAGCAUAUACACUCAUCCUACACUUCAGGAAAACACUUCGCAUGAUUAGCAGUUGAAAUAGUGGCGGUCUGAACUUAUGCCGAAAGCAUAAAACUUUCUCGAUCUAGGACUGAAUGUCCCGUUAACAUUUAAAAUCUCAAAAUUGAAAUUCCGGUUGUAUUUUGCAGUUACUUUCAAUGAUUUUUAUUUUUUGCGUUAAUUGCAAAAGAAACCAAGGCUUGGACAAUCAGUUGUAAGCAUGAAAUAACUUUCUGAGUCGGAAAAGUAUCGCGACUUCAGGGGCGUAGCGUGACAUUUUGAAGGUGUACUCACAGGGGGAAGAAACGUUGUAGCACGGAAGGUGGCCUAAUGUAGGGGGAUCUGUGGGCAUGUUCCCUCGGAAAAUGUUUCAAUUUAGGGUCUCGGAAAUGCCAUUUCCAGUGUUUUCCGCCGGACAUUUUGAGUAAAAAAUUGCUCAGUUGCUUAUUUUACCCAUCUCCUGUGUAGUCUGGAAGGUGCAUUGUUUACGGAAAAAAAGGCCAAUGGCCCCAUCAGAAUUAUGGAGUAAUGAAAGGUAAAAGAAAUAAUAACACAAAGACACCAAUAUAGUGCGGAAAAUGUACCAGUCAUCCCGAUAAAAUGAUGAAAAAGACUUUUUCAGGAGAUAAAGAACGAUUAACUUUUCCAAAUUUCAGCUGUACAUGUACGUAUCGCGUAUGUGCGUAUAUGGACGCUACGCUCCUGGACUUUAAAGAAUCGAGUCUCUGAAGACCGUUAAAACUCAUUAAUGUCGACAUAUAACUGGUAUGGCAAAUGAGACAGAUUCUCGUUUCUUGAACACAGAGCAAUAACGAUGUGAAGUGGACUUAAUUAAGUAACCACGAACGGCAAAAAUGAUUUGACAUGUCAGUUAAAUUGAUUGUUUCUUGGGGAUUUUUUUUCUUUUGUCAGGCGCCUGAGGACGAUUUUUUCUCUGUUCAUAUUCGUAUAGUUGGAGAUUGGACAGGUAAGGGUUAACAAUGUUUACAUAAAAAAAGGUUAAACGUCUAAGCUGCAGAUGUUGAAAGUGACCUGUUUAUUUAUUUUGUAUCGUUAGGAGGAUUGGCUAAAGAAUUUAAUGGAGAUGGAAAAGAAGCAAGAAGUCUUGCUGAUAUGCCAAGGUCGGUUAUGAAGAAGCCAUCAGUAGAAUUUUUGCUGCUUUUGCUCCAUGUCUCAGUUCUACCAAGCUUUUCAAAAUUUCUAGAGAGAAUUAUCUUUAAUCGAUUGUAUGUCUAUUUAACUAAUUUACAUAUUCUCUGUGAUAACCAGUUCGGCUUCAGAAAAAAACACUCUACGACGCUUGCCUUGAUUGAUUUGCAUGCAAAAAUAUCAUCUGUUAUCGAUCGUGGUGAAUUAUAGGUUGGUGUCUUUUUAGGUCUCUCGAAAGCUUUCGAUACAGUCAAUCAUUCCAUCUUACUUGUGCUCCUCGGAGAAGCACAAAUAUGGCGUCCUCAUAGUGAGCCCUAUAAAUUUGUGUUACUCAUUUUGAAGAACAACACAGCUACGGAAAACUGCACAGACAUAAGACUUGGCCACGUUGUCAAUUUAUCGAUAUUCUAUAUUAUCUGAAAUUCUUGGCUUCAGACAGGCGUUCCCCAAGGUUCUAUACUAGGGCCUUUUUUCUGCUCUUCAUCAACGAUACAGUGUAUCAACGCGUCAACAAUAUUUCAAUUGAUAUUAUUUGCCGAUGAUACAAACGUUUUUCUGUCUCACAAGGAUAAAGACUGCUUGAUCAGGUAAAAGAAACAGUUUUCUUGGGAGUAAUCAAGGAUGAAAAUUUAAAUUGGAAUUGUGAAAUCUCACAUGUCGCCAAUAAAGUUUCUAAAUCCAUAGGAAUUAUUCCUAAAUCCAAUUUCUAUUUAUCUACGAAACCUUUACGAACAUUUUAUUUUUCUAUAGUAUAUCCAUACUUUUUUUUACUGUAACUUAGUUUGGGCUUCAACUUACAGAACUAACCUUAUUCGUCUUGAGAUUUUACAGAAACGAGUGACCAGAACUAUAGCUAAAACUCCUUUCGAUGCACAUACUCAUGAUCCAAUCUUUCAAAAUCUAAAUAUCUUAAAAUUUCAUGAUAUAUACCUAAUACAACUAGGCUUAUUCAUGUACACCUAUCAAAACCAUACUUAACCUGUAAAAUUUCAUUUCAUUUCAUUUCCUUACAAAAUCAAAUUCAUUCGUAUAAUACAAGAAACUCUUGUAAAUUUCGUCUGCCUUUCUGUCGAGCUCGAAUCAAACAAUUUUCGGUAUUUUAUCAAGGACCUAAAUUUUAUAACAACUUAAACACCAACAUCAUCAACUCUUCCUCCCCUUUUUCCUUUAAAAGAUCACUUAAUUUGUAAAAAUUAUUAGUAUACCCUAACAAAAAUCUCGGGGAAAAGCUGUUUAAUAUUCAACAUCUGUAAACUUCCUUAAUUUUGAUUGUUAUUUUAAUUUUCCAUCUAAUAAUAUUUUGUAUCCGUCGCCGUAAUUUUUAUGCCAUCUUUGAAAAAUUGUAAUUGAGGAGGCCUAAUUAACAUAACCUUCAUAGUUUCCUUUAGGCAUUUUCGGCAUUUCUUCGUACAUUUUUUGUAUCUUUUUGUAAUAAUCUUGUUAUAUGUGGCCAAUAAAUACAAAUAACAUAAAUAUUGGUAGUAUCCUAUUAUCCACAUUAGACGAAUUAAGUCCUUUAUUACUGUUCAGCUCAGCUAAUCUGCAAUAGCAUACAAUAAUGAUAAUGAUAAUUGCGUUGUUAAGGAAAUCGGCGUCCUGUAAAACUUAAUGAAAUCAGCAGUUCCGCCAGACGAACUUCAAAAGUAUUAGGAGAAGCAAUUUGCUGAAGAGAUUAAAUACUCUCUCACAUUCCACUUUCUUAAUGAUUUACCCCUAUUGUUAUAUUUUAUGAUUCGUAGACUUGCAGUCGAUGGCCCUUUUGGAACGGCAAGUUCGGUAAGUUCCAUUCAUGCUUGAGUCUUUUCGAAUAGCUUAAGGCAAAAUGUUGUCUUGUAUCCAACUGCCAUUAUAUUUAUGGCGCCUGUUAGCCGUUUCAAUCUAAAGUCACCGGAUUUCUUAUAAGAACUGAGUCUUUUUAUUUGUUUCCCACGUAAACGUAAAGCCUCCACCUCUGAACCCGCCACCUGUGCACCCGCACCCGCACCCGUCUUUGGCGGGAAUCCUGUAAAGACAUGCUUUAUUUUAUUUGAUGUUUUUUCUAUGUAUACUUUUAUGUAGGACGUGUUCAAGUACCCUGUGGUCAUGUGUAUCGGAGCGGGUAUUGGAGUGACACCUUUCGCUUCAGUUCUUAAGUCUAUAUGGUAAGUUAAUUGUCAUAAAAUUUUAAAAUAACAAAUAAAGAUGUCAAGUAGAAGAAAAUAUGGUUAUUAUUCGCUUUAUGUUUCAUCAAACCACCAUCAAGCGACUUUCGGGACAACAUAUGGCGCCUGUUAUAUUAAAGUUAAAUUUCGUUGUCUUCAGUUUCACCCAUUCAUCACUUACAAGGUGCUCAUUUAAUGCCAUAAAUGUAAUGGCGAUACAUUUGUUACCCAGGAAAGUAUUUAUGUGCAUUUGUUCAAUUCCUUUAUUUUUCCUUUAUUCCAUUCACGACUAUGGACUUUAACGUUUUAUCUUUGUCUCCAGGCAUCAGCAUAAUCAGAACACCGUUAAUCCAUUGGUGAAAAAGGUCUACUUUUUUUGGAUCUGCCCUGACACAAAUGCCUUUGAAUGGUUCACAGAUCUUCUACAGUACUUAGAAGACAGGGUAAGUUCGAUUGCAACCAUGAAAUUUUAAUAAACUCAUUUUUUCAGUAAUUAGCAAAAUCUUGAAUUAUUAUACAAAGUGCCACCUUAUGGUUGCUGAUAUUUAUUUACUUAAUCUGUACCCAGGUGUUAAGAUGGGUAUUGUUACUAAUCACACUUCAGCAUUUAUAACUCGCUUAAACUUUAUGUUUGUUUGUUUAUUUGUUUAUUAGAUGGUUGCUUCUGGAAAUGCAGACUUUUUGGAAUACAACAUUUACCUUACCCGAGGAUGGGGUCCAAAUAUGGUGAGCAGUGUAAUUUACUAAAAAAAAAUUUUGUUGUAUGAAGAGGUGGUAAACAUAGUACACCACGGAAGAAUAUAAGAGUAUUUUAGUUUGUUUUAAACUUAUGUGGAGUUUUCCGUGUAACUUACUAGUAUACGUUGCAUUUCUGCAGCCAGAAAAUUGUUAUUUAGAGGUUUGUUUUUUAGCUUCUAAAUCAUUUUGCUCUCUCUGAACAGGCACGCACCAUUUUUCUGCGCGAGGACGAAGAGGAAGAUAUCAUUACAGGUUUGCAGCAGAAGACAAAAUAUGGGCGGCCUGAAUGGAAAGGAAUUUUUAGCCAAAUCGCCAGGAAUCACCCAAGGUUAGUGUUAUAAUAAGCCGGACUUACUGGUUUCUUUUCCUCACCUUUCAAGAGACGGUGGUGUGGUAGCCUCCCAAGAAGACUGCGUUCUUUUGGCUCGUCACGCAUAUUCCGUUCGUGCAUGAGGCUGGAACGCGCCCUUGGCAACAGUGAAAACAGUGCCAAGGUGUGGGUUUCAUAGGCCAUGUUGCACUAGUUGAUACUCGUUGCCUCUGAGUAAUAAAGAAUAAUUUAGUUAUUUCAUUUCUUACAACGUGCAAAUUCGCAUAUGUAUAUGAUCAAAUGAGUUCAGCUCUUCGACCAUAUUUGUAAAUAACUAUCCAGUUGCGGCCGACCGACUGAGAUUUAUUGAUAUGUUCCUUCAGCGUAUACAUAAGGACCCACGCAGUACUUAACCUGUUUCUGGUUAAUUUGCAGAACCAACAUCGGGGUAUUUUUCUGUGGACCAGCUGUCCUCUCUCAUCAACUCCACAAGGAAGCUAAUGAGCACAGUAACGAUGCUGAGGGUGUUAAAUUCUUCUACAACAAGGAGAACUUUUAAGUUAAAAAAACUUUCUAAUUUAUUGUCUGUUCUAGUAUUAAUGCCUUGCAAUUAAAUACAAGUAGAAUCUUUGGUUUUCGGUUUAUAUAUAAAGUGUAAACAAGAAGAUACGUUUGUAACAUGAAACUUAUAUAUUUUUUGUGUAAAUAUUCAGUUCCUGGUAUAAACGCUAAGGAUCACAUAGAAUCAGUGUUGUGUUGCUAGCGGUGUCGCCCAGGCAGAAAACGAGUUGCCGUUUGCUCUUUAGGUGAACGUUGUUUGGCGGCUCAGUUGAAAGAAAUAUAAAUAUUUUUAAAUACCUCCUCUUGUGAAGAACGAUCAGCUGGUUGAUUUGUGUUUAUAUCAUUGCCACUUUUUGUCCAAUAAUCAAGAUCGUUUGGGCAGCGGUCCAAUAUGAAACGAUAUUCUCUGAUCUAAUUGGAAGAUACGAAACAUAUUCACAGGAGCUAGUGUGGUGUAGACCUUCAACAGCAAAUAAAAAACUUCUGCACUUCAGUGAUAAAGUAUUAGUAAAUGUAACGAUCAUCUCGUUAAAUUGAUUAUUUUACACCCUUGCAAGACAACUUUUGUGAGGAAGGUUGGCUAUGUGUUAUUUGUUCUUUGCCUUCUCUUUACUUACAUGUAAAUCUCAUUAAAAUAAUACAUUAAAAAAGAAAAGAAAAAGAAAUGGAUGUAAAUCUCAGUAAAAUAAUACAUUAAA
Messenger RNA from Porites evermanni, 16246 nucleotides. The record is from the annotation of a GenBank genome assembly. Lineage: Eukaryota; Metazoa; Cnidaria; Anthozoa; Scleractinia; Poritidae.